Molecule: messenger RNA, 1711 nt
Organism: Solea senegalensis (Senegalese sole)
Lineage: Eukaryota; Metazoa; Chordata; Actinopteri; Pleuronectiformes; Soleidae
Gene: vegfc
Product: vascular endothelial growth factor c
Exons: 7
Coding region: 99-1394 (431 amino acids)
Biological process (GO): positive regulation of mast cell chemotaxis; positive regulation of angiogenesis; positive regulation of protein phosphorylation
Cellular component (GO): membrane
Molecular function (GO): chemoattractant activity; growth factor activity; vascular endothelial growth factor receptor 3 binding
Source: RefSeq, a predicted model, not a curated record
AUUAUUAUUAUUUAGUUUUUUUUUUAAAUCUAUAUAUUAAAUGACCUGAAUAUUGUUUAAUUCCUGUGGAAUCACUAACACUUGAGGACUUUACAAACAUGCAGCUGUUGGGGAUUUCGCUGCUCCUGUUUUAUCUGCUCUACUGUAACCUGGCCAGCGACUUCAUCCACCACAGCGACGACUAUGACGACGAGGAGGAGGACGAUGACGAGGAGUACAGGCACGAGCAGAUGCACGAGCCGGACUUCCCACCGAAGCCGGACAUGGAGGAGAAGCUGCGUUCGGCUUCCACCGUUGAUGAACUGAUGAGUCUCAUCUACCCGUCGUACUGGGCCGCUCUCAAGUGCAGAUCCAAGCUCUCUGCUGCCGGAGCCGCGUCCAGCUCCAGGCACCCGCAGCGGCCACAGGCUCGCCACGCGAGGCCGCUGUCCUACACCGACGAGCCCACGUUCGCCGCCGCCUUCCUCAACUUGGACAUUUUAAAAAGUAUAGAGUCAGAGUGGAGGAAGACUCACUGCAUGCCCAGGGAAGUGUGUGUCGACGUGGGCAGGGAGUUUGGCGCUCCCACCAACAUCUUCUAUAAACCGCCCUGUGUGUCCGUCCACAGAUGUGGAGGAUGCUGCCACUCUGAGGACAAACAGUGCAGGAACAUCUCCACUGGCUUCGUCAGCAAAACCCUGUUCGAGAUCACGGUGCCGCUCACACAGGGCACCCGGCCAGUGACCAUCAGUGUGGCCAACCACACGCAGUGCCGCUGCCUGUCCAAGCUCGACGUCUACAAGCAAGUCCACAGCAUCAUCAGGAGAGCACUGCCCGAGUGUCCAAUAACCAACAGGACGUGUCCUCCUGGUCAGGUUUGGAGCAGCAGACUGUGUUGGUGUGUUAGCAUAGCAGCCAACAUUCACCACAGCACGCCUCCACCACCGCUCCCGCCUCCGAGGUCGUCCAAACAGCAGCGAGACGUAUUCUCGGCAGACGUGUGCAGCGCAGAGAAGGAGCUGGACAUGGAGAGCUGCCAGUGCGUGUGUCGCCGCGGCGAUCCAACUCAGGACUGCGGCCCAAACCGACAUUUCGACCGUGCCACCUGCCAGUGCGCGUGUAACGUCCCGCCCACUCCGUCCUGCCCACACAACCACGUCUUCAACAGGGACACCUGUCAGUGCACGUGCACAAAGACGUGUCCACGGCACCAGCCCCUCAACAGGACAACGUGUUCCUGUGAAUGUAACGAGUCCCCCAACAAGUGCUUCUUAAAAGGACGGAGGUUCCAUCAAGCUACAUGCAGUUGUCUCAGGCCUCCCUGCGAGGUCAGGAGGCGAAGGUGUGAACCAGGAUUCUUCUUCAGCGAGGAGGUGUGUCGCUGCGUACCGUCUCACUGGAGACGACUGGACUAACGCACGCUGAGCUAACGAGACGCUAAUUAGCAGAUAAGGAACUUCACGAGUUUCCCCCGUCGGCUGUGACGAUGGCAGCUAAAGUGUGCGGACGCUGGUGACCUUGGGGGAAAUUUUCUGAGUGAUUUGAGGGCGUGGAAGAGAAAACUGCGGAGAUUUGAAGGCGGGAAAUGCACUGACAUUUUUAACCAGAGCGAGCGAGAGAGAGCGAGCGAUCCUGGAGGCCGGGAACUGAAGGAAAGACUGGAAAUACGUCAACACUCGACACUUGUUUUUAAAAUAUUGUCAAAAUAAUUUGUUUUAAAAAUAUUUUUGGA